AUGCCUCCAAUCUCCUUCAAACCCUCUAAACUCACCCAGCCUCAACCGCCAACAAAACACACCCUCAUUUCCUACCCCUCCCCCGGCGUCCUGCUUGUAACAAUUAAUCGCCCAAAAGAACUCAAUUGCCUGCACACAGCCGCCAACCAUGAACUCGAAGCGAUCUGGUCCUGGCUCGAUGUCGAACCAAGCUUAUCUGUCGGAAUCCUCACGGGAACGGGGCGGGCAUUUUGCGCUGGUGCGGAUUUAAAGGAAUGGAACGCAGCCAACAAAUCCUCCACACCGCGAACCAUGCCUCCCUCCGGGUUCGGCGCCCUCUCCCGCCGCUCCGGCAAGAAACCCAUCCUCGCCGCCGUCAACGGAAUCUGCUACGGCGGCGGGUGCGAAAUGAUCAUCAACGCAGACAUGGUGAUCGCUUCUUCCCGUGCGACCUUUGCCUUGCCAGAAGUCAAAAUCGGAGUCGUCGCUGCCGCUGGAGCUCUGCCACGUUUGAUCCGUACGGUGGGCAAGCCGAGGGCGAUGGAGAUGGCUCUUACGGGUAGGCCGGUGAGCGCGAGGGAAGCGGAGAGGUGGGGUUUGGUUAAUUGUGUUGUUGAGGACGGGGAGGAGAAAGGGAGUAGGCAGGGAGAGGGAGUGGUGGCGAAGGCGGUGGAGUUGGCGGGUUUGAUUGCGGGGAAUAGUCCGGAUGCGGUGAGGGUUAGUCGAGAGGGCGUCAUGUUGGGGUGGGAGGGGAUAGGGGUCGAGGAAGGGACGGAGAGGGUGUUGGAGCAGUGGAUGCCCAAGUUGAGUAAAGGAGAGAAUCUGAAGGAGGGAGUGAGGGCGUUUGUGGAGAAGAGGAAGCCGAAGUGGGUGGCUUCGAAGUUGUAG
This is a messenger RNA of Zymoseptoria tritici IPO323, 867 nucleotides long. RefSeq lists its product as uncharacterized. Gene Ontology annotation, molecular function: enoyl-CoA hydratase activity. The record is from RefSeq and is a predicted model, not a curated record. Gene Ontology annotation, biological process: fatty acid beta-oxidation. Bases 1 to 867 code for a protein of 288 amino acids. The transcript is spliced from 2 exons. NCBI's taxonomy places the organism in Eukaryota, Fungi, Ascomycota, Dothideomycetes, Mycosphaerellales, Mycosphaerellaceae. Gene Ontology annotation, cellular component: mitochondrion.